UUGGCCCCUCCAAGACAGCUUAGGUAUGAAGCUGCCGGGGGGGCUCACAGUGCUCUAACUGCUAGGUGUGUAAUCCGUCGGUCCCUCUGCGAAACAAGGCUCGAAAAGAAAAAGGAAAAAACACAAUCCAAGCAGAGGGGUCCAGAUAUCGCGGAUACGCAACCCUGACCCAACUAACGUUAACUAGCGUCCCACCACCACCAUGGACGAUUCACAGCAGCCUGAGGACGUCGAGCUCGAGACUCCGCCGUCGGACGUGUUCAUCCCGCCAUCCAUCAACGCCGCCGCGCUGCUCGCCGGAGACACCUACAGCUACUUCUCCCCCGUCCCGCCGGCUCUCCUCCCGCCGCAAGACUCUCCCGGCACCGCCGGCCCUCCCUGCGCGCUGGGCGUCGACGAGGCCGGCCGGGGCCCCGUCCUGGGCCCCAUGGUCUACGGCGUCUUCUACCUGCCGCUGCCGCUGUCCGACCCGCUGCUGCGCGCCGCCCACCACUUCGACGACAGCAAGGUGCUGACGCCCGCGGUGCGCUCCGCGCUGAUGCGCACGCUGUGCACGCCCUCCAGCGACCUGCACGCGUCGUGCGGCUGGGCGGUCACCGCGCUGUCGGCGCGCGACAUCGGCGCGGGCAUGCUGCGGCCCGGCGGCGGCGCGGCCGGCGGCGCGGCGUACAACCUCAACGCGCAGGCCAUGGACGCGACGGUCGCGCUGGUCCGCGCCGUCUACGCGCGCGGCGUCAACGUGCGCGAGAUCUACGUCGACACCAUCGGCCCGCCGGCCGCGUACCAGGCCAGGCUGGAGCGCGUGUUCCCGACCGCCAAGAUCACGGUCGCGAAGAAGGCCGACAGCCUGUACCCGUGCGUCAGCGCGGCGAGCGUGUGCGCCAAGGUCACCAGGGACGCCGCGCUGGAGACGCUGUGGAAGGCUAGGGGGCGGGCGGUCAACGGGGCGGGAGUGGAUGUGGGCGCGGAAGGGCAGGAGCAGGAAGACAAGGAGGCGGACGACGACAAAGGCAUGGCCUGGGGUUCGGGGUAUCCCUCGGACGGGAGAUGCGUCUCCUGGCUGAAGGGGCACAUGCACCCCGUCUUUGGCUGGGGGCCUGAGUGCCGGUUUAGUUGGGGAACCGCCAAAGACAUGCUUGAGGCUGCUCCGGCGAAAGGUGGUGGUGUCAAGGUGGAGUGGCCGGUAGACGAGGGAGGAGACACACAUCGGUUGACCGACUUCUUCGUUGGGAAGGACCAGGAUAGGGAUGCGGAUGAACUGGGAACAUGGUUUGGGACACCAGCAGGACUAGAAGCCUUCUGAACGGGUUGACUGGCUUGUACAUGUGCUCGUCGCUCUAUUCUCGGCGUUUGGCGUUGGGGAGUUGGGCGGAAAGUUAAAGAUAUCCCCCGGCGUGGCAGUUCCAACUGACGCUUCUCUCAU
Molecule: messenger RNA, 1423 nt
Organism: Thermothielavioides terrestris NRRL 8126
Lineage: Eukaryota; Fungi; Ascomycota; Sordariomycetes; Sordariales; Chaetomiaceae
Exons: 1
Coding region: 203-1303 (366 amino acids)
Biological process (GO): DNA replication, removal of RNA primer; mismatch repair
Cellular component (GO): ribonuclease H2 complex
Molecular function (GO): RNA binding; RNA-DNA hybrid ribonuclease activity
Source: RefSeq, a predicted model, not a curated record